AUGGCUGGUCGAUACAACGAAUCUUUCAGCUCUUUGCCUGUGGAUUUCACAUCAUAUCCAUCACCUGUGACCUCUCAAUAUCCGAACUAUCAAUAUCAGAGUGGCACUCAAGGGUAUAGCAUGCAACACAGCCAAGGAGAGCCGGCUAUUCCCUAUCAUGAAUAUGGCCAAACAGCCAGUGUAUACCAAGAGAAUGAUCAAAGAGACAACCUGUCCCGAAAUAGUGGUUUUUCUCUUGACACUCUAUACAGCCAGGGCACGGCGUUUCCUCUUCCUCAUGGAGUUGGUCAAACGAGCCUCUCCUUCUGCCCCCAAUAUAACCAUGGCAGUUAUAUGGGUAAUGUGCCUUAUGACCAGGGCCCGAUAAACCCUUCUCAGGAUGUAUUUGGUCAAGUAGUUACCCCUAUCCGCCAACAUACUUUUAUGCCACAGGAAAACAACAACCAUCCAAGAUGCCAGUUCAAUACAACUCCGCAGAGGUAUGUACAUUACCACAAUCCUCUGUAUGGAUUCUCUCCCGAUGCACAGAGCGGCGCUUCGUUCAACAAUACUGCCAGCCCACUUAUUAAUUCAACUGUGUCGGCUCCUGCCAACUCAAUGCGACCUGAAUACAAAACACCUCCGCGUUUAGUAACACCAGGCGCAUCUAAUUCAUAUGGAGAGUGUCUUAUGACGCUUUCCAAUCAAUAUCCAUUAGGAGUCCAAGUUAAUAAUGGAUUUGGCCAAAUCUUGGCGAACACCCCAGUCCCACGCACACCACAGUCGACUCCGGCAGGGCUAUCGGAUAGAAUUCAUAAUGCCACUCCUGAUAAUAACUAUAUUACCAUCAAGCGAAAACCGGCAAUGAGACCCAAGAAUGAUCCAAUUCAUGCAGAAGAUGUAAUGCAUGGAUCAAUUGUAUGGUUAUCCAAGCAUCAAGGUUGGCAUGAGCCCAUCAUAUGCGUCCAGAACCAUGAGUGCAAUGACAAGGUCAAAGAAAUUGAUGGCCAUAACCAUCCAGUCAUGAUUUUGAGAAUCAAUCAACGACAUGGUUCGGACAUCAUUGGAGAUAUUGUGCUCGACAUCGCAAUCAUGACAACCCUCUGUGGUCUCAGCCUUCAUGGAUAUGUCCAGAAGUUGCGCACCCUCGGUCCCGAUACAUCAAAACAAUGGUAUCUUCAAGAAACCAUGCCAUUGUCUCAACAUAGGUCGCCUAGCGACGUUGCAGCGGUCGCCUUGACGUUAGCUGAGGUGGCGAGUGAGGGAAGUUUUGACGAAAAAACGCUGGGUAGCUAG
Messenger RNA from Sclerotinia sclerotiorum 1980 UF-70, 1275 nucleotides. RefSeq lists its product with no specific name. The coding region runs from base 1 to 1275 and encodes 424 amino acids. The record is from RefSeq and is a predicted model, not a curated record. The transcript is spliced from 4 exons. NCBI's taxonomy places the organism in Eukaryota, Fungi, Ascomycota, Leotiomycetes, Helotiales, Sclerotiniaceae.